UUGGCUCAGCAAGCAGUAGUUGAGUCUCGUGCGUCACCCAUUUAGGGGAUGCAGUAUUCAUGGCAGGCAUUUUGCCCUACGCUUUUUUGUUGGCAGUGAGCCAGUGGUUUGCUGACAGCACGUUUAUUUGCAGAGAAGAUUGGCCCUAUGGCUUCAGUCAGGAGCAAGUCGCUUUCUUUGGCUACCACCACGCAGUGGGACAGUGCAAAGGUGACCCGUUCGUGAUUGCCAGCACAGGGCUCGAGCAGAUUGAAGCUUGGACAAGCAAAGACCAUGAAGGCAUCGCUUUGAGACUCAGGUACUCUAUUGGAGGUGAAGUGGCCCGCUUUGCCGGAGAACCAAACUUUUCAAGCCCCGAAUCUCACUGUGACUUUGUUGGGCAGAAGCUUGAUAAAGUCAUUGUGUUCACCACGAAGGUUCAAAAGAAUCAGACCUAUCACAACACAGAGGGCAGCCCGAUCACUCCGGAAUCUCCAUACAUUCAAGGAAUCGAAUUUGUUCAAGAUGACCAGCGCUGUUUGAUUGGCAAAGACCAAGGGCUCGGCUACCACUUCUCCCCCAACUAUCGCUUCCACUUGCUGGGCCUAUGGGGUCGAGCGUCGACGUCGAUCACUCAAAUUGGGGUUUUGAUGCAGCCCUUGCAACACCGAGAAGUUUGGGCAGGUCGCACCGUUUUUUUACCCGACUAUGCCCAGAGUGUCGCCUACAAUGAAGAUGGGUCCCUGCGUUGCGCUGGUGGCACUUCAGGUCGCUUCUUUGUAGAUGUCUCGCACAAAGGGAUUCAAGAGCUGGGAGUCUAUGCCGGUGCAGAAGGAUUGAUUACAGCUCUGCGCUUUCGAUUUGUGGGCUCUGAGGAAUACAUUCGCAUUGGCCAGGCUGUAGACCUCUCCAACGUUGAUGAGCAAUGCACACUCCAUUUCAGCCCAAAGGAAGUCUUAGUCUCGUUGCGGCUGUUCCAGCAUCCCACCUGGGACUUCUUCGGGCGCUUGGAGCUUCAAACAUCAAACGGUCAGAGCUGCGAAGCGGGGGAAGGGGAUCCCAACCGGAGCAUCGCACUGGAGGGCUCACAAAACAACACUGCGCUCUUGGGCUUUUGGGGCACCCAAGGUGAUGCCAUUGACUGCCUUGGCGCACUGGUUGGAAACACGACCUCUAUGUUGACCGACCCUGACCCUGGCACAAUUGCUUUGGACGCCUACAAUGCAUUGAUAGCCGUCUUUGCUGGAGCUGUGCUGGUAAGCGCUGGUCUUGUCCUAUGGUUUCGACACCGUCACGACCGCGCCUCUCGCUUGCAGAAGCUGGGGCGUUUGCAACGCAGCGUGAGCAAACUGGAGGACAUUCAUCAGGAGUUGGACCGCACUAACUACCAAUGCCUUGCAUGGCUUUUGUCUUUCUGGGCAGCUGCCCGGAAGCGGCGAGCGCACCGCUUGCUGCAGGAGGCAGCUGCGAGCGCCGCUGGUGGGCCAGUCUUUUGGGGCCUGACAGUGAUGCAGCUUUCUGAGUUCUACCAGCAGCAUGAUGCCUAUUUAAUAGACUACUGCUGCGACCACGUGCUGUCACAUGCUGGAUUUGAGCAUGUAUGCUUGAGGAACCCUUGCCCUCAUCGUCAUGGAAGUUGCAUAUUUCGACAACCUGCCUUGGCAGAAGAUGUGAGAAGCCUGCCACGGCUCGUGCCUAAUAUGCACGUGGUGGUUCCACUGCUGGUCAAGCCAGCCACAGAAGUACACGAUGGAAUCUAUGGCCUCGCCACACUGGCAAAUCUCGAAAGCCCCAAGUCAGUGGAGACCUUUGUGUCCCAUUGCUGGAGUGAGCCAUUUCAAGACUUCGUGGCCACUCUUGAGACGAUUCGCUUGAAUACCGUCGUAUGGGUUUGCAGCUUUGCCAUUCCACAGAACAUGGACAUCAGCGAGCAGCUGAAGUCUGAGCCCAUGAGCUCCCCUUUCGCCAUCGCACUACUGAAAGCUGAGUGCGUCCUCCUGGCAGUGGAUGAGACCUUUGAGCCGUUGACCCGCUCAUGGUGCUGCUAUGAGCUCUACUUGGCCAUCUCAAAAGGAACUCGGGUGGAAAUCCGCGGCGGCACCAACAAUAAAGGCUUCUACGGGAAGCUGGCGGCAGCGAGCCAAACUGUGGACAUUCGUCAUUGCCGUGCCACUGACUCCCGGGACCACGCGAAGAUCAUGGCUGCGUUGAAGGGCUCGGAAGACUUGGUGAACCGGAAGAUCCGGGAACGUGUAGAAGAUACAGCUCAGUUUGUGAAGGCACUGACUUAAUAAGUUUAGUAUAGAAGUCACGAGAUGUCUUCAUGGUUUUUCAUGAUUUUCGACCGCUCUAGGCAACUUGCCUCGAAGGGCGGGUGGAUGUGCACCCCCAUUGCAAAGUGUCCAAGACAUGGUUUUGAAAACGUGUUGAGAAUUUUGAAGGGCCAGCACUGGGCACCCACAAAAUGGAUCAAAGAUUUGCGCCGCUUGUCAUCUUUGCAUGGCUGCACGGGAGAAAGCUGAGAUUAGACCCAUGAGUGGUGCUCUCAAGCAUUGUACAGCAGUGACUUUUGUGGCUGUCAGUCAGCCGUUGCUUCGUGAAUUCGCACGAGCACGACAAGUGCUUUCUGCUUGCACGGCGUGAAGUCGGGAGUGUUCGAAGAAUGGGUUUAGCUGGUGACACAUG
Molecule: messenger RNA, 2664 nt
Organism: Durusdinium trenchii
Lineage: Eukaryota; Dinophyceae; Suessiales; Symbiodiniaceae
Source: the annotation of a GenBank genome assembly